Molecule: messenger RNA, 990 nt
Organism: Nymphalis io (European peacock)
Lineage: Eukaryota; Metazoa; Arthropoda; Insecta; Lepidoptera; Nymphalidae
Exons: 4
Coding region: 1-990 (329 amino acids)
Source: RefSeq, a predicted model, not a curated record
AUGUAUAAAAGUUUUAUGAACGAAUACGAGCUCUUAGGUCACAUGUCACUAUGUGACACUACAAACAAAGACGCAUAUUUUAUUCCGCAUCAUGGAGUGAUGCCUGAAUGUAGUACUACAAUAAAAUUAAGAGUGGUUUUUAAUGCUAGUAGCCCAACAAAUACUGGUGUUUCUUUUAAUAAUUUACAAAUGAUAGGACCCGUAGUACAGGAUGAUAUUCCGAGGUUGGAACUUUGUGGUGACCUGGUAGGAGUUCGUAUAUAUGAAAAGGUUGUUGCAUCAUUACGAGUACGAGCAGCACGAACCUUUUUUUGGAGUGACUCUAUGAUAGUGCUAGGCUGGUUAAAAAUGUUGCCAAAUAAGCUUCAACCCUUUGUCCGGAACAGAAUUGCAGAAAUUUUAGAUAAGACACCCAAAUAUACUUUAUUAAUAAAUAAAAAGGAGUUGCCUAAGAAAAGUCCACUAAAUAAAUUCAAAGUAUUUUUAGAUGACCAAAAUAUCAUGCAUGUCGGUGGUCGACUCCAAAAUUCAAACUAUCAGUAUGAUAAAAAGCAUCCUAUUCUUCUACGUUCCAAUCAUGAUUUAACGCCAUUGACGCCAGGACAUUUUUUAUUUGGACGCCCCUUAGUAUCAUUACCAUCGCCAAACUACGAACAUCGCCCUGUAAAUUCCUUAACUCGCUUCCAACGAAUAGAACAGCUGAGACAACAUUUUUGGACUCGAUGGAGCAAGGAAUAUAUAUCGGAACUUCAGAUAAGAACCAAAUGGAGGUCAUGUAAGGGUUCGCUGAAACUCAACUCUUUGGUUCUUUUAAAAGAGGAUAACUUGCCGCCACUAAAAUGGGGAAUGGGGAGAAUCGUGGCUGUCCAUCCCGGUCCAGAUGGGAUCAUCAGAGUUGCAGACGUCAAGACGUCCAAUGGCGUAGUUCGAAGAUCAUUUAGCAAAAUUUGCCCAUUACCCCACCUUUCUGAAGAUGGAAAUUCUGGUUGA